ACUCCUGACAGCAGCGGCCGCGGGAGGAGGUGCGGGAGCCACAGGAGGAUGGGCCGCCGCUAGGCUCGCACUCGGGACGCGCCUCGCCGUGCGCAGGGGGGUGCCCGCGCCUGCAGCGUCCGCGAAGGCGGCGCGGCGGGAGGUGGCUGAUCGGCUCGGGGCCUCGCAGCCUCAGUCCCCGGCCCAGCGGGCCUUUCCGCGGCGGCGCCUGGCCAAGCUGACCGUUCGCUCCCGGUCCUUCGAGGGCGAGAGAACGGAAACCUCUCAACUUCCUGAGUUCUAGAGUUACUGUUGCUUUGGACAAUGGAUGAGCAAUCACGAGGAAUGCAAGGGCCACCUGUUCCUCAGUUCCAGCUACAGAAGGCCUUACGACCGGAUAUGGGCUACAAUACAUUAGCCAACUUUCGCAUAGAGAAGAAAAUUGGUCGUGGACAGUUUAGUGAGGUUUAUAGAGCAGCCUGUCUCUUGGAUGGAGUGCCAGUAGCUUUAAAAAAAGUGCAGAUAUUUGAUUUAAUGGAUGCCAAAGCACGUGCUGAUUGCAUCAAAGAAAUAGACCUCCUUAAGCAACUCAACCAUCCAAAUGUAAUUAAAUAUUAUGCAUCAUUCAUUGAAGAUAAUGAACUAAACAUAGUUUUGGAAUUAGCAGAUGCUGGUGAUCUGUCCAGAAUGAUAAAGCAUUUUAAGAAGCAAAAGAGGCUAAUUCCUGAAAGAACUGUUUGGAAGUACUUUGUCCAGCUCUGCAGUGCAUUGGAGCAUAUGCAUUCUCGAAGAGUCAUGCAUAGAGAUAUAAAACCAGCUAAUGUGUUCAUUACAGCCACUGGGGUGGUAAAACUGGGAGAUCUUGGGCUUGGUCGGUUUUUUAGCUCUAAAACUACAGCUGCACAUUCUUUAGUGGGUACACCUUAUUACAUGUCUCCAGAGAGAAUACAUGAAAAUGGAUACAACUUCAAGUCGGACAUCUGGUCUCUUGGCUGUCUACUGUAUGAGAUGGCUGCAUUGCAGAGUCCUUUCUAUGGUGACAAAAUGAAUUUAUACUCAUUGUGUAAGAAGAUAGAACAGUGCGACUACCCACCUCUUCCUUCAGAUCACUACUCAGAGGAACUACGGCAGUUAGUUAACAUGUGCAUCAACCCGGAUCCUGAGAAGCGACCAGACAUCACGUAUGUUUAUGAUGUAGCAAAGAGGAUGCAUGCGUGCACUGCAAGCAGCUAAACACAGCCAAGAUCAUGAAGAACAUAACCAAGAUAAUUUAAAGUAUUUUUGUGCAAGUCAUACCUCCCCAUUUUUGUCUGGGUGUCAAGAUUCUUAUUUCAGAGCUAAUGGGCUUUGAAUCCUUAACCAGUUUUCAUAUAAGCUUCAUUUUGUACCAUUUUAAAUCUUCUUGCAAACCCAAAAUGACUUCAGGAUAAUAGAAUUGCAUGUUAGGAAAGCAAGUGAACUAGGAUCGUUUUUAAUGGCUGCAGAUUUUUUGAAUUAUUCUCAGUUUCUGCUAAUGAAUUGUGUUCAAAUAGAAUGUCAGUGCCAAAAUACUAAAGGUGCACCUUGGUGCACCUCACAUCAGGAUGGAUGUGAAGCCUGAGGAAAAGGAUUUGAACGACUGACUUGCUUGCUUUUUAGUUACUUAAGGAUAGAGAUGAACACAAUUGUGAACAUUUGUGAUUUGUUUUUUAAGUUUGAAGUAUAUGUUUUAGUAUUGUAGCUUUCAAGUAUAAUUCGUAUGCUAAAUAUACAGAAACUUUGAGAAACAUUUAGAAUUCUUAGUUUAUACCUUCAAAAUCAACUAUUAAAUGUGAAAAGUUUUGGGGACAAAAUGUGAGUCAGACACUGAAGAGUCUUGUGUUUUAAUAUCUUUGAUAUUCUCUUUGUAUUUAAAUGGUAUAACUGAAUUCAUUUUAAAAAGUGGUUAAGGAUUGUUUCGCUGGCGUGAUAGUAAUUUUUAAAGUUGCACGUUGCCCAAGGCUUUUUUGUGUGUUUUUAUUACUGUUUGUACAUUUGAAAAAUAUUCUUUGAAUAAUCUUGCAGUACUAUAUUUUAAUUUCUUUAUAAAUCCAAAUACAUUUAAGUCAUAAUUGUACACUAUAAUGUAAGCAUAUGUUUUUAUUCAUAGAUUAUAUUGAAGCUCUGAUUGGUUCCCUUCAGAAUUUUUUUUAUAUUCUUCAAGUUACUUUCUUAUUUAUAUUAUGUGUGCAUUUAAUUCAUUUAUGUUUCAGGUGUUCUG
Messenger RNA from Castor canadensis (American beaver), 2218 nucleotides. RefSeq names its product NIMA related kinase 7 (gene Nek7). Gene Ontology annotation, molecular function: ATP binding; protein serine/threonine kinase activity. Gene Ontology annotation, cellular component: nucleus. The record is from RefSeq and is a predicted model, not a curated record. Lineage: Eukaryota; Metazoa; Chordata; Mammalia; Rodentia; Castoridae. Gene Ontology annotation, biological process: peptidyl-serine phosphorylation.